Molecule: messenger RNA, 7565 nt
Organism: Limulus polyphemus (Atlantic horseshoe crab)
Lineage: Eukaryota; Metazoa; Arthropoda; Merostomata; Xiphosura; Limulidae
Exons: 19
Coding region: 416-3376 (986 amino acids)
Biological process (GO): activation of GTPase activity; regulation of small GTPase mediated signal transduction
Cellular component (GO): cytoplasm
Molecular function (GO): protein binding; GTPase activator activity
Source: RefSeq, a predicted model, not a curated record
CAGUAUAAGGUGGCGGCAACGGGGUGGAUUGAAACACUUCAAAAACGAAGUCACCCUGCUCCUAUCAUAAGAAUGCCGCAGUGAAAACUAAGCUUUAAGACAGGUUUUUGAGACUGCAUCUUUAGUAAGCAAACUGAAAUAGACUGGUAUUCGAAAUAACGUAUGGGGCCAACACUGUGAAUUAGCCUUCCGCUUGGUAAACGUUUUGUUUUGAACUUUUCUUCUGAAACCCAGUUGUCCGGCUACAAAAGGACACAGUCAUCACUUUAUACAUACACAUUGGAAUGAGAUUUAUGAAAAUCAAACAGCAAAAGUCAAGGCCUUGUUCAUUCCAGAUGUCUUAUCCGUGGAUUUCCUAACAAAGAUCGUACAAAAUGUAUAUUGCAUAGUUAUUCCAGCUUUUCACGGCUUCCAUAUGUCGUCCCUUUGUUUUGUGUGUGAGCUUCCUAUUCUGUCUCAUCAGCUUUGGGGCACAUGGCAAGAUUGUUCUCCGCCAGACACUGACGAAGAGUCCGCUGAUGAAGUGGACUUCCCAUUACCUUUUACCGGAGGACUUGAAGAGCUUGUUGCUAGGGGAAACGUGUACCACGAAGAAUGUUUGACGUGUGAUACUUGCGGCGUGUCUUUAAUGGGCUUCAACUUCUCUCAAGCUCGACGGUUUCACAAUAGGAUCUACUGUUUAUUGCACUAUGCCGAUGUUGCUGGUCUUGCCAGAGGAGAGGAAUUCAUGCAGAAGCUCCGGCGAUUUAAAAGCCAGAGCCUUGGCUGUGCUGAAGCAAGACGGAAAAGCUCCACAACUUUGAUAUUUCCAGUCCCUGCUCAAGCAUGUCCAGGUAGUCCUUGCAGAGGUCAUCCUCAUUUUGUCAAAACCACUCCUGGCUACUGGGUAGAAUGUAGCGGGGAAGAUCUUACUGAACUAGAGGAAUCUGUUCCAGCUUCCGAAGAAGGAGAGGAGGAGAAGUCUGAAGGAACCAAACCUAGAGGAAGCCAACAACAGAACACCGACUCUGCAGAGAUGGAAACGUUUCAGUUGACUUCAAUUGAAGAGGAAACGUUUGAGAAACAUUUCUAUGGAACAGAACACUGGAAUUAUUUCACCAACGAUGAAGACUUGGGUCCAGUGAUAUUAAGUUUUAAGCAGGAGAGCAUUAACAACAGGGACCAAUUCAGAAUAAUGUUACGAGCUGUAAGCUACACAUUGCACGGCCUUGUACCCGCUUCUUGUGUCUGCGCCGACCGUUACGACAGAGAAGCAGUUGUUCGAUCUCUUGGGCGCGAAGCCAACCUUAAACCACCUUUAUUGCUGGGACAGUUGCCAUCAACUCCAGAUGAACUGCUGAAAAUUGAUAAAGUGUUUAUAAAGUCGGAAUUGAAAGUAGGUGUGAUCUACGUCAAAGAAGGACAACUGACAGAAGAGCAUAUUCUGGACAAUCGAAAGCACAGUGUUUUGUUUGAGGAAUUUCUGAUGGUAUUAGGUGAUCGAAUUCGAUUAAAAGGUUUCGAUAAGUACAAAGGAGGUUUGGAUACUGUGCACGAUCUCACUGGGACGGAGAGUAUAUAUACUUGUUGGAGAGGGAUCGAGAUUAUGUUUCACGUCUCCACGUUACUCCCUUACGAAGAAAACGACGCUCAACAGCUUCAGAAGAAACGCCAUAUUGGAAACGAUAUAGUCUGUGUGGUGUUCCUAGAAGCAGACAGUACGGUGUUUUCCCCUGCUUGCAUUAAGUCACAUUUCCUACACACCUUCCUCGUCGUCAAGACAAGUCCAACCCACCGCACAUUUCCUACAGUGUAUGAGGUGUCUGUGGUUUCUCGAGAUGAAGUUGGAUCUUAUAAGCCUUACCUCAGGAACAGAUCAGUAUUUGAUAAGGGUCCGCUCUUCAGAGAAUGGUUGCUUACGAAAGUGGUUAAUGGUGAAAGAGCUAGUUAUACGGCCCCUAAGUUUGCUCGAAUGCAGGAUCGAACAAGAAGUCAGAUGCUAGAAGAUGUGGUCACAAAUCUCCAAAACCAUGCUGAGACUGGUCAGAUACCAAAACCUUAUAGACGAGGAUCCUGGAGACCAAUUGGUCAUAUGCGUCCCUCCAGCCCUCUACUGGACAGCGUUAGAGAUUCUUUUGAAGGGCACGAACAACUCGCUAAAGAUUUUACAAAAGCAUUCCAGGAAAACAGACACCUUUGUGACGUAGUUUUCAACGUAGGUCAAGGAAAAGACAAAAAGAAAGUCUACGCUGUUAGAGCAUUAUUAGGAGUUCGUAGCAGAGUUUUUCUGGAGAUGCUCUAUGGAUUUAGUACUGGAUUAGGAUCUACAUCCAAUACCCUUGAUCCAAGCAGCAAAAUAACAACUUCAUCCAGAAGCAAGUCAAGCAACUUUCUCCAGGUGCCGCAGAUGCAUGAGCCACGGAACAAGAGUGUUCCCUCUAGCCCUAUGGUGUUCCGAGCAUUUUCUCGGCUCGGCAGUUGGGCAGGCUGGGGUAUGGGCAGUAGGAGCAGUAGCAAGGAUCGACUUAGUACUGACAGCGGCUACUCCAGCGGUGGGCUGAAGCGGUGGCAAAGUGGCAACAACAAAGACAAAUCUGACAAGGAAGAUAACUCCAUGGUAUGCGAUUCUGGAGUUGCCUUGAGCAUGUGUGCAGAUGCUCACAAAGUGGACAGAAAUAAACUUUGCCAAUCAGAGUUUAAUAUAAUUGAGUUCGAUUGCGACACAUUCCAUACGUUGAUUGAGUACCUCCACACUGGCUCUUGUAUCUUGACAUGUAACUCCAUUCCUGGCCUUAUAUGCGCAGCAGAGCAUUACGACCUACCAGAGCUCCUCCAAGCUUGUUUCCACCACGCCAAACAACAUUUGCGCUUAACAGUGGUGUGCUCCAUGCUAAAUAUCUUAGAGAACUACUACUGGCGAUACAACUCAGCGUCAGAAUUAGUAAACAUGAUACUCAUGUUUAUCGACACUAGGGCGGCGCAGCUAUUCUCGCGCCAAGAGUUUUUUGUUCUUUCUGAAUCCAUGUUUCAAAUGGUGAUCGGUCGAGAACUGAACAUUCCCGAAGUUCGAAAGUUUGAGGUGAUGUUGCAGUGGGCAAAGAACAAAGUCCAGAGGAACAAUCGGCACAAUCCCUGGGAGCUUCACUGUACAAUGAACAGACUGACCCGUGACCUAAAAUUGUACAAAAUACCUCCACAGGAUCUUAUAAAGGUGGUCCUACCAACAAAGACAAUCAACAAUGAACGAAUCUUGGAAACACUAUUGUAUCAGGCCGAUACGGGAAUGUACCGUAUCCAACCGUCCUACUUGGAGGAGUGCCGUAAUGCUGAGGAUAUCGGUUACAAUCAAAAUGAUAAAUAUCACCAGACAUCUCAGACGGGGCGGUUGGAGAGGUAGAGAGUAAAUUCGCCACCAGAUGGUAGAUCAAGUCUUUCAAGUAGAAUGGGUUGCUUUUUUCUGGGGCACUUUUAAUCUCUUUCUGUAAAUAAAUAUGUGUAUGUUAUGUGCCAAAUUGGCCCUGAGUACGUUGUUUGAGCAUGUAUUGAUGUGCUUCCACUUAGUUUUUGUAUAAAAAUAGGUGUCUAAUUUUGUAAUAAUAAGUCACUGAAGGCCGAGAACUUUAGCAGACAAAUGUGAACAUUGUUUUAAAUUAAAUGAAAAUUUUACAUACUUUAUAUUUAUAAAGAGAGAGAGAGAGAUUAAGAAAUUUAUCGUGAAGUUUGCUAAAUAUCACAUCAGUAAAAUUGAUAUAUCACAUAUAUAUAUAUAUAUAUACAUAUAUAUAUAUAUAUGGUAGAAUAUAUAUUUUACAGUCAAUAUUUAAAAAUGAUUUGAUAAAUCGGAAAUUAAAUAUUGUUGUCAAACUGAAUGGAGUUAUUAAUUCCUUAAAACGCCCUGAGUAAUGCUACCAAUACUACUGAUAUACUUUGAAACUAUUUCAAACUGAGUGUCAAUCUUCACCCUUCUCUAUCAUAAAAAGCCUCUUAUUUUAUGCCUCACUUCUAAACAAACUUAUUAUUAUGUUUAUAGAGAUCUUAAUGUACAAUUCUAUGUAUUCUUACUGAAAGUUAAUACACAGAAGACAGUUAUAAUGAAGUUUAGAAUAGAAACUAACUUUACAAUAUUGUAUAACAAUAACUAGAGUUAACUUAACCUCAGGCUAUUAUUUUUUGUGACUCGGGCAUUAUUCAUCCGUAAUAAUUAAAGAGUACAAAAUUCUUUCUGUAUCACAUAGUUUAACUUCAAGAUUUGAGUAUAUCAGUUCAGUGGCAGAAAUAAUCUCGACAAAUAUUUGCAUAAUAUUCUUAGAACUCACAAAUUCACUCAUAAUGGUAAGUUACGAAAAUAGAAACGCGGCUUAUCGGCAGAUUUGACACCUUUUUAGUAGUCCUAUAAAAUGAGAAAAAAAAAAUCCCACCUUCACAAGUACUCGUGCCAUAUUUUUAUUCUUUAUCUUGAGGAAUCCUAGUUUGUAGAGAAAUUAAAUUGAAUAAAAUUAUUUUCUAGUACAAAUUAAUUUUUAAAUAAACUAAUUUAUAACUUAUUUGCAACUUUGUUCCUGAAUCUUUUCAAGGAUAAACUUUACUGUGCCACAUAUGUGAUGUAAUAUCUUUACGGAGAGUUUUGUAUUUGUAUUGUCAGAUCUAAUUGUUAAAAAAUACUCUUUAUAUCUAUAGUGGUUCGUGGAUAGAUAACAAUGUGUGAUGUAUAUUGUUGAGUCUGUACGUUGUUAUAGUGAUCAUUAUUGCAAUCUGUUUAUACCACACGUGCCUGUAUUUGGUAUUUACACAUGCACAAAUUUUGUCAAGUGAAACUAUUUGUCGUUUGUAAAACUGUGCCUUUGUACACUUGUGUUUUGACCCAGUUAAAUUGAUAAAAAGGUGGCGCAUGCGGUGUUGAUGUCAAUUAAUUGGCAAUGAUAAUGUUUGUAUCAGUAUAUUGAGUGUUAAAUAUGUAUCGUUGCGAAACUCUUAACACUAUAGAUGAACAAAUAUAACUUCUGUUAGCUGUAAUUAAGCUACUUUUUAAUUGAAUUUGUUGAAGUUCAGAUGUUUCGAACAAACAGUAAUUUUAUUUGCUUCAAUAAAAAUAUUUAGAAUAAUUCUGAAACUAAUGUAUUUUAAACAUUAGAAUUAUAGGUGGGUAUUCUGUACCAUAGUUUUAAGACUUUUGAAAGACAAAGAUAUCAUUUAAUUAAAAACUAGAAGAAACUUGUGAACUGAUAUCCAGCAAAAGAAAUCUUACUUCUACUUAAGUUUUAGGAAUCUUUACAAUCAAUGUAUUAUUUAUAAUUGUAGAAGUCAAAUUAAAAAGCUUAAGAUUACUACUUUCACUAUUAUAUGCCAUUUUUGAGAAUGCUCGGUUGUGUGCACUAAUAAACACAUCAAAUUUGUUUGUUUUCCUUCUCCCACAUGUGAGUUAUUUAUGAACAUUUGUUUUAAUUGGUGUUUUGGUUCAGAAGGUGAAGGUGUUUGGAUAGCGCCCAUUAGACUUUUUUAAAAUUUUGUUGUUUAGCAAAAAGCUAUACAAAUGGGUUGUAUGUGCUAUGCCCACCGCAGGUAUCGAAACCAGAUUUUUAGCGUUACAAGCCCCCAGUCUUGCCACUGAGCUCCUCAUUUGAUUAAGACAGAAUAUGCCGAAACGUCUUCAUCUCAUAGAGUUCCUUUGACUUGCAGGUUUCCUCAUAUUUAUGUAUUUCAUUUUAUGAUAACGUAAUAUUUGUUGUCGUAUCACUUAAUUUGUUCACGUGUUUACAACGCAUUAUUUAUUGAAAAAUCACCACAGAUAUUAAUAUCACGUAUUUCCUCUUACAAGAAUUCUGGAGAAAUUUUGAAGGUAGUCCUUUAUAAAUGACAACAUUUAUGAAUUUUUAAACGUGAUUGUUUUGCUAACUUAAGGAAUAUUCAUAGCAACGUUUUGUUUUUUUAAACACCACUACCUAUAAAAUGUAAAAACCAAACGUCAUAGGAACUUUAACGAAAAGCAUAUUAUAUACUGAAAUUAUUGUUAUGCUUUACCAACUUAACACGAACUUCCCUAAUCUAAAUAAACCUUCACAUAUUCGCUAGACUUAAUCUUGGAUACGGCUUUAUUAUAUAUAUCUGUGAACGUUUGAUCAAUAACUAAUGUGUCACGUGUAUGUUAAAAGUUGAUAUUUGUAUCAUACUACAAAUUGUGUUUUUGUGUUUCUUGUCUUUGAUGACGAAGUAGAGAAAUUCAUAUUGAUAAUAUUGACAGGGAAAGAUUAAAAUAAGUAGUUAAGAAGUUAAAAUAAUAAAUAUGUUGUCUAGUAUAUAUAUAUAUAUAUAUACAGAUGUAUGUAUGUAUGUUUAUAUUGACCAUACUAAAAAUGCAUAUACCCAUACAGGACGAACUAGCUAUCCUACGAGUAGACAAAUAUAAUGUUCUGUAAGUCUAACGAUCGUUCUGAUUCUAGAAACUAGGAUAUGAUAUGAAAAUAUUACUCCUUUUUUUCCUUCUUUUAGCUUGUAAAACAGAAAUUAUUACAUGCAAAUUAUUUUCGACAUGCUGUGCAUAAUAGCCUUUGGGAAUUAUUUCUCUCUGUUUCGCGAUUAGCCUGACGUCUAGCUGACGUGUUUUAGUGUAUAUGUCAUAGCUUAAACCUUAACGUUUAUGAUCAGUUUGGUCUCUGUACAGGUGUAUGUUUUGUAUAUUCUUGGUAAGAGCAUCAGGAAAAGAGAAUGAUAAAAAAUUAAAUAAUUAACUGUAUAAAUCAAUAAGUAUAGAAAAUUUAAGAUUAUAUUAGAUAAUUCUCAGACAAAUAAUGGUGAUCUCAAAAUGUCUUGGAAACAGAAAAUAGCUUAUUUGUCACUGACUCAGUCCGUCAAUCACGAUGUUUCUUUCUCUAUUUGACAUAACUGAGUCAAGACGUGAAAAAAGUGCCCUUGGUUGUAGACAUAACUUAGUCCCGAAACAAACUUCAGAACUGAAGAAAGUUUCAGAGAUCAAUUUUCUCAGCCAGCCAUUUCUUAUGGUCAAAAGGCUUUUACUUGUAUCUUAAGAAACUUUUUGAAGUAGUAGAUCUGACAAAUAAUCAUUCUUUGAUAAACAAUCGCGUUAAUUUUUGUAAAUUGUUGUAAAACUGCACCUGCGUAUACUUGCAGUUGAAGCAAUGUAUUAGUAAAUAUUAUGGAUUUUUCUUACAACAUAACUAGAUGAAAUAAUUUUGAUUACUAGAAUAGAGUAUAAUUUCUUAUAAUUAAAAUGUAAAUUAAUUUUAUAACGCCAAUGUGAAGAGGAUUUUUAAAUUCAAUAUGAAAGAACUACAAUGCUUAUUAGCUUGGAACAUUUCAUUACGGCUGUUUAAGUCAACUGUUGACAAUCUACUCUAGAUUUAUAGCAAAUCAUAGGAAAAGAUUUCUUUACAUAUAGUGCAAAAAUUCAUCUAUUGUUGAUACUAAAGUUUUUAUGGUGUCAUGUUGACAAAUCCUGGAAGUUUUGUAGAAGUUUCAUGGUUGAAUAAUAUAUUUGUGAUCUUCGUUGUAUCAUGUGACUAUCAAAAUGUACUUCUGGAAGUGAAGUGUUUUCUAGACUGAAUAUUGUAAUAAAUGUUAUUUUUGGAAAA